Pangasianodon hypophthalmus (striped catfish) is the source of this 920-nucleotide messenger RNA. RefSeq lists its product as uncharacterized. Lineage: Eukaryota; Metazoa; Chordata; Actinopteri; Siluriformes; Pangasiidae. Bases 136 to 654 code for a protein of 172 amino acids. Gene Ontology annotation, molecular function: zinc ion binding. The record is from RefSeq and is a predicted model, not a curated record. The transcript is spliced from 4 exons.
UUUUGCUUUGUACUAAUGGGGGUGUCGUCUGUAAUCUGAUUUAGUCGGGCACUAACACUCAGAGAGGAUCGACACAAAGUGCAGAGGUGUAUCAGUAUCAGUGCAUUUUAGCCAGCAACUUUGUUACCACACAACAUGGCUUAUGUAAUCAAUCAGUCUGCACCUCCGCCUGUGAUCAUCGAACAACCUCCACCUCCUGUGAUAGUCCAGUCUGCACCUCCGCCUGUGAUCAUCGAACAACCUCCACCUCCUGUGAUAGUCCAGUCUGCACCUCCGCCUGUGAUCAUUGAAAAACCUCCACCUCCUGUGAUAGUCCAGUCUGCACCUCCGCCUGUGAUCAUCGAACAACCUCCACCUCCUGUAAUAGUCCAGUCUGCACCAGCCGUAGCAGUGGUCCAGCCUACUGGUCCUCUGGUGAUGCAGGCUCCUAUGAAAUCCGUCCCCGCAGCAACGACGUGUACUUUCUGCCAGCAGCAGAUUGUCACAAUGACUCGACCCGUCAAUGGACUUCUCACCUGGGUGAUUGCUGGGACGCUCUUUUUCUUCUGCAUAUGGCCAUUCUGCUUGAUUCCUUUCUUCAUAACGUCCUGCAAGGACAUCGAACACACCUGCCCCAACUGCAAGAAUGUCAUCUACAUCUACAAACCGAUGUGAGACGUUUCACACAGGAGAACCUGGAGAACAUCAUAAACCCAAAUGAAGGCUGUAGAAAUAUGUAAUUAAGAAUAUGUAAUCAUUAAAAAAUUCCAUUUAUUGUUACAAAAAAAGGUAUUCACAGAAACAUGAUUUUUUUUUUUCAGUUUCUGAGUUUGUUUGUCGUCUGUACACAUUCUCAUUUGUGGAAAAUGUAAAUAUUUUGAAACACAUUUCUCUGUUAAACUUCCAAUAGUCAGUAAAUGAACUUUAAUUUGCUGUUCAGA